Molecule: messenger RNA, 790 nt
Organism: Dendronephthya gigantea
Lineage: Eukaryota; Metazoa; Cnidaria; Anthozoa; Malacalcyonacea; Nephtheidae
Exons: 3
Coding region: 5-643 (212 amino acids)
Source: RefSeq, a predicted model, not a curated record
UCUCAUGCAAAGAUACGAAGAGUCUGUCAUCCCAAAUGGAGUGAAAAGAACGUGGCACAUUAACUACAACGUUUCCACAAGACAAGCCAGCGAUUGUCAAAAGACUGUGCACCUUUGUCGCCGAAAAUCUCCAGACGCCGAUAAGCCGGAGAAGUGCGAGAGUGGCAAAGUUAAACUAUUUCUUCACGUCAAUACGUGUGAGUUUACGCUGGUAUACAACGACACCAGUAACAACACAGCUCAAUUUCACGUGGAAUUUUACCCAUCGGGUGUCCAGGGCAAUUACAAUCCUCAACUAUUUUUGCUAAGCACAAAAAGCCGAGGAGUAUCGACUGAUCCACCAGCAACGACCAAUCGAAGCCACAGAUCGGAAACUACAACAAGCAUUGCUUCAAAAUCAGAAAUGCAAGAGACCAUUACCACUCCGAAAGGUCCAACAUCUACAAAAAACCAAGGAGUACCUCAGUUCCCAACCGCAACCACAACCCAAAAGCGUACACCAUCUAGCGCGUCUAAUCCAAGCACAAAAGAACAAAACAACACUGGUGAGCAGUCAGGAACUAAUCCUACAAAGGCUCCUCCUCUUCUGGUAUGCUUGAUUUUUGGAAAGUGGUUAUUGGAUUGGUUUGUUUUGCAGUAUUAAUCAAGGUGCAAGGAUAUGUUCUGUUCUGUGGGGUUGGAGACUGACAGAGAUCAAUUAUUAAGUAAUUUCAGUAGGGAUUAAUUACGGGGUAAAUUAAGUUAUUUCAAUCCAGUCGAACAAGGGGGUGGUGUUAGUGUUACAGUGACC